GUGCGACCCGGACCAUUCCAAUUUCAGCAGCGGCCUCUUCGAGUGGACCCGGUUGAGACUGGUUUGGGGCACCGGGCUGCUCUCCGUGACCGGAAUCCUCUUGGCCAUCUUGGCACAAGUUGGCUGCUGCCGUCCAAAGCCUGGACGAUACUGGCCACACCUUCUAAGGCGAUCCUUGCAGCAGGUUUUGCUGCGAGGAGCGAUCUGUUAUACCAUCUAUCUUUGCGUACCUUGGGUGCUCUUGGAGAUGCAGAACCUCUCCUGGGGCACCCGUGGCAUUCUGCCAGACAUAAGCCAUGGUCAUGGCGCCGAGUGGGUCCAGUUCUACUGCUGGAGGUACGUAACGCACUCUGUUGCCACAACGCCCACUUGCGUGGACUACGAGACUUCCAACGAUCAACCUUGGUACUUUCAUGGGGAGAACAGCUUGUACAUGAAUGCGACCUGGGUGGCAAAGCAAAAGAUUGGAAGCCCAACGGGUGUUGAUCCCUGUGGCGCCACGGGGUACACCACACCGAUGUUUCUAGCUAUCAAUGGCAUCGUGCUGGCGGCUGGCUUGGUUGGGCUGCUCUUCGGGCUCUCCCUGUUGCGAUGGUACCUCACCGUGGCUGGGCCCCUGUGGAGUGCCUUUUUCGUGGCUCAGGUGGCACAGUGGCAAAUCUUCGGCCCGCUCACAGGGCAGGCUCUGAUAGCUCCUGGCCUGCUGCGCUUUACGGAGACCGACAGUUCAUGGGUGUUCCACCUUUGCAUAUUCGGUGCCGUGCUAACGCUUCCUGUGUAUGAUAUGCUAAUAAAGCUCAUGCACUCCUACUAUCGACGUUCCUUGCAGUUGGCCUACUUCUGUGACGGCGAAGACAUUGACUUCACUGCCACAGCAGAGUGUCCAUACUGUCCCCAUCUUUUGCUGGGGGCGUGUGUUAAUGACUUCAGAACGCCUCAAGAGGAGAAGCUCCUCUGCGAUUUUACACUUAGUCCUCUAUAUCUGGGCUGCCCACGCACAGGUUUCUUUUGUACGGACUCCGGGAUGAGGCUUGGCUAUGCAAUGUCCGUCUCCGCGGCUGCACCUGACACCUUCAUGCUCACCAAGUUUGACGUGCUUCCCAUCCGCUUUGUUCUUUCUGUAUUCUCACUUCGGUUGGGUGACUUUGUCAGGUUGGAGCCCGACGGCAAAGUGGCCAUCAAAGUGGGCAGAACGGUUCGUCGCUUGGAGGAGGCCGCCGUUCAUAGCUCUACUGGAGGGCAUGCCGAGCAGCAUGGGCAAACUGCACAGUAUCUAGCGCAGAGAAUGUUGGACCGUGCCAUUGUGGCCUUGCCUUUUAUCGGCUGCCACCUCCUCUUGGUGUUGGGGAAACAGCUGGGCAAUGCUGGCGACUGCUUCUCCUACGGCGUCGUACUGCAGAUUGGCUUGUCGGGGUUCGUGGUCGUGCUGGUACUGAGCUUCUUCGCUUUUGCUCCGCAGAUGAGGUGGCUCAUGCGAAGUCCCCUGAUUCUGCAGUUUCAGAUGAUGUUCAUGCAUCGGCACCAGGCUGCGCGGCCACCGCCGUAUGUUUACCUGUCGGAUGGGGGACUCAUCGAGUGCUUGGGCGUGCUGAUGCUGCUCCGGAGGCGCAUGCCGCUCAUCCUUUGUUCGGACGCUUGCGAGGACAUGAGCUUGACCUUGCGAGCACUUCGCGACACCAUCGAGCUUGCCAGAGAGGAACGGCUAUGUUCCUUCUUCGACAUGCAUGACCCGAGGCGCGAUGUGCAUCUGGCAAUGGAAGAGUGGCGGAAGGGUCAUUCUUCGUACCUGCGGCUCGGAAUCAGGUACGAGCGCUUACCCGGUGAGGAGGAACCCCUCGAGGGCGAGCUGCUGUACAUCCGCAUGCGGUUGGCGCCUGGGGACGCAGCUCUUGAGCGGCCGAUCUUGGAGAAGCAAGAGCUGCUGCAAGACGCAGAAACGCCGCGAGGAAGUGCUUUCAGCGAACAGGCCUCACCAGCCACGGCAUCGCGACCACAGUGGGGACCAGACAGCAGGCCCUUUCUGGAUGAGACGAUGGGGGAUUCUCUCGAGGCUCCAUCUUCCUCUCCACACAGCGGAUAUCGGCGCGACAUGGACGGCGUUUGCUGCGAGGGCAGCUGCUGCGGGUUGCGUCGAUGUGGGCGAAAGUUUCCAGACUUCGGCACUGGCAACCAGUUCCUCCAGCCCAAGCACUUUGCCAACCUGUGCUUUCUCGGUGCGGAGAUGUCGCUGCCAGCGGUUCGACAUGCUGCGGCGAAGAUGCGAGAAGCCAGGUAA
This is a messenger RNA of Symbiodinium necroappetens, 2275 nucleotides long. NCBI's taxonomy places the organism in Eukaryota, Dinophyceae, Suessiales, Symbiodiniaceae. The record is from the annotation of a GenBank genome assembly.